AUGGGUCAAACCGCUAGCACAAUGACCCGGCUAACGCCCGGCGUCGUGCUUGGCCAUCCUGAGGUUCAGGGGAAAUGGCCUAGGGACCCUGAACAGCUUGCUGUUAACGGCAUUGACAGCGGUGUAUUCAUCAACGAACUAGCCAAUAUUGAACUUUUGCCGAGGAGUCUCAAAUUAUUGAGUGACGGGGAGAAGAAGUCGUUUGGUCAAAACCCCGAGAAUCUACAUUGGAAAGCCCAUGAACAAGGGCCGUCUCCCAUCCGCGAAGGAACAUAUCGUGGGACCAAGCUAGCGCUCACCAAAGCUUAUGAUCUAAUAGAGCAGCGCUUUAUGUCCUUCAUGGAUGUCGCCAAUUUUGAACCUUUAGUUCCAUCGCCUCUGUCCAGAGAAGAGAAACAGAAGUUCUUUGCUUUUACAAAUGGCUCAGACGGUUAUCCACCCCAUCUAAACCUUGCUGGUAAUAUACCAGCAGCAGAGGAGGAGAAAAACAAGACCCAGAGAUCAACACUCCAGCCAUCUGAUAUAUUUAACAAGAUGCGCCUGCUUCAGUUAAGCUCUCUCUUACCUAGUGUUGUGCCAAAUCAAUACAUUAGAGAGGCUGCCAAGAUAGCAGCAUGGGCUUGGUUUGGCUCUAUGGGCACACCCGAUGCAGGGACCAAACUCGCAGAUGUGGAGUCGUAUAACAGGAAAGCUCGCGGAUCCACACACCGUGAAGAUAUCUUUGAUCUCCCCAACGUGGGUGAUUUGGAGGAUUGGUACAGCGAUAACCGAUUUUGCCAGCAGCAGUUUACAGGGGCUAAUCCUACAACCAUUGAGCUGGCUUCGGAUCGUUGGAUACAACACUUCAUUCAAGCCGCAAAUGCACCGGAGGAUUCAGAAGCUAAGCAGAACAUCACUGAUCUCAAGGACAACUGCCGUGAGUCAUUAUACAUGCAGGAUUACAGCUACUUCCGCGAGGCUGUUGGGUUGGAUCCGAGUGCUGUCAUCAAGAGUGCGUUUGAGGAUCCAGGUGAGAAAGUCAAAGGCGAAAAAAGCUAUCGUUAUGGCUGCGCAUCGGUCUGUCUUUUUUAUCUUAAUGACAAAGGCCAACUGUACCCACUGGCUAUUGUUGUUGACUGGCGGGGAACUGCGGACAGAUCUGUGACGAUCUACAACCGUGAACUCAUGAAACGGAAAGACCUCCGAUCGGGAAGCGAGAAGAGUUGGCAAAGUGAGAACAUGAUCGAUGAAUCCCAUGACUGGCCGUGGAGAUAUGCAAAAACCUGCGUGCAAUGCAGCGACUGGCUUCGACAUGAAGUAACUGUGCACCUCACCAACACGCACCUAAUCGAAGAGGCCACAAUUGUCGCGGCUAACAGGCAACUCGACCCGAACCACCCCGUGAUGAGGUUGCUCUAUCCACACUGGCAGAAGACCCUGGCGAUCAAUGCGGCAGCCCGGAACACUCUAGUUCCCCAUAUCAUUGUUGAGUUGAUUGGGCUCAAACAAACAGAGGCGUAUAGGUUUAUCCGACACGCAUAUAAGACAUUCGACUUUAAGCAACGCUACGUGCCGGCAGACCUCAGCCAACGUGGGUUCCCUCCGGAACAACUCGACAGUCCAAAGUUUCACAACUACGCCUAUGCCAGAUGUAUCAACAGCAUGUGGCACAAGAUUAGGAGCUACGUCCAAGAGAUGCUCACCUUAGACUACCCACAGCCUGAUGCCGAUCAUAAGGUCCUUCAUGACGAACGCAUUCAGGCCUGGUCUGCAGAGAUGCGAAGUCCCAGCGGUGCAGAUCUACCAUCCUUCCCAACCAUUAGCACGUUCGCGGAGCUAGUUGAUUGUGUUACAAUGUGCAUACAUAUUGCUUCCCCUCAACACACGGCGGUCAACUAUCUACAAAACUACUACCAGUCGUUCGUUGUCAACAAACCUCCCUGUCUCUACACCGAGCUCCCAUCAUCUCUGAAUGACCUGCUCGGCUACACCGAAAAAGACCUUGUUGAGGCCCUGCCUAUGAAUCGUACUCGGGAUUGGCUUCUUGCGUCCCAUACACCAUACCUGCUGAGCUAUAAACCCGGCAAUAAAGAGAGCCUGAUUGUCUACGCUGCUUCGAAGUUCCGGGUUUACCGCCACAAGCCAUCAGAGGAGGACCAGGCCAUUGCAAGAAUCACCGGAAAAUUCUAUACAGCACUUGCUGAUAGCGAAGAGGAGUUCAAGGGAUACGGGCAAGCCACGGAUGAUUGGGACACCAUCCCGUAUGAGGUCCUGAGCCCAGAGUGGAAUGCAGUCUCAAUUUUGAUUUAG
Penicillium griseofulvum is the source of this 2289-nucleotide messenger RNA. Its product is annotated as putative lipoxygenase. The record is from RefSeq and is a predicted model, not a curated record. Lineage: Eukaryota; Fungi; Ascomycota; Eurotiomycetes; Eurotiales; Aspergillaceae. The coding region runs from base 1 to 2289 and encodes 762 amino acids. The transcript has 3 exons. Gene Ontology annotation, molecular function: oxidoreductase activity, acting on single donors with incorporation of molecular oxygen, incorporation of two atoms of oxygen; metal ion binding. Gene Ontology annotation, biological process: lipid oxidation.